This is a messenger RNA of Mycosarcoma maydis (corn smut), 1986 nucleotides long. RefSeq lists its product as uncharacterized. Gene Ontology annotation, molecular function: protein binding. The transcript has a single exon. Bases 1 to 1986 code for a protein of 661 amino acids. NCBI's taxonomy places the organism in Eukaryota, Fungi, Basidiomycota, Ustilaginomycetes, Ustilaginales. The record is from RefSeq and is a predicted model, not a curated record.
AUGAGUGUGGUACCUCUCGCCCGCUCCGAAUCAGCGGGCGCAUCGUUUGCCACUGAUCUACCUUCCAUCUCUGCCCCGUCCUCCUCGCAUUCCUCCUCGGCAUCCAGCGAUGUCAAGCCUCAUCUCCCCAACGAGCUCCUUCGUCACAUUUUUCUGUACUGCGAUCCUGCUACACUCUACACCACUGUCCGUGCGCUCAACAAGUCUUGGAAGCAUGCUGUCGAGCAUGAGCUUAUCGCUUCGCACUUUGCCAACAACGACUGGCGUGUCGGACUUCGCGUCACUCGCAAGCUGCCCAGUACACUCUCUGACGACGUGAUCAACGAGUCGCAGCGUCAACAAGCAGACGACGACCUAUUCCGACUCAAUGUUCUCAAUCGUCCUGGCGCCCGAGAGCCUUUCGAUAUCAACGCACAGCGUAGGACAGUCACUCACGUCAUUCCGCUCACCUUCAAGGCCUACGAUGCCGAGAAUGUAUCGCUCCGCUUCGAUACUGACUCGACCUGGCACUCGCUUUUCCAGGUAUCUCCGCCUGAUUCCGAUGAAGAGGAUGCUGCACCUACCAAUGCUCGACCUGCACGCGCAAACAACGGCCAGACCGACGACUCGGAAGCCACCGACAGCAGCGACGAUGAUGAAGACACCGAGCAGCACGCUGCAGCGGAAGCCAAUGCCUCUGCCAUCCGUCGACGCGAGCGCCAAGAAGACUUUGGAGCUGCCGCCGCCCGAGCACGCGCUAGAGCAGAGUCGGCUAGGCUCGAGCUCGAUUUUGGCCUCGUCUGGCGCUUUCCAGAUGACGGUCAGGACGCUGAUGUCUACCAGAUCAAAAAGGGCGAUGCCGAAUCAUGGGGCCAGCCUGAUCCUGAGAAUGGCUGGCUGAGCCGCUUCUACUGUUCCAAUUUUGACACGGUCAGCUCGACAAAUCCGUCGAGUGCUCCUUCGGGGACCGCCUCGCCCGCCAUGCUCCAGUCGACCCCGCUCACACGCAGAGUCCGCAGCAGCCGCUUACAUUCAUCUGUUGAGAGGCGCAUGCACGAUGUGGUUGAUGACGAUCAAGACGAGGGCUUCUCGCCAGCUCAAAUGAUCUGGAGCGAUGAGGGUCACGAGUACAUGUCGCUCGACCUUUCGCUCGGCAUGGAGUUCUUUGUGCGACGCUCGGCGCGUGCCAACCAGCUGGUGCGCCGGCUUGAGGCGGCAGCGGCCGCAGCCGAAGCACGCGAUGUGGUGGCUCAGCUUACGCGCAAGCUCAAGAAAGGCAAAAAGUCGGCCAGAAGGUCGGGGCUUUCAAGCCUCAACCCAAGCGCAGCUGGUUCUGUAGCACCUUCGGGAUGCGCGACGCCACUCGAACUGACAAGUCCACCUCCGUCGCGAAUGACCGCCAACACCGAUCCGCGACGCCGCGCGAUGCAGAACGCUCUCGGCAGAGAAGUGCAAAGGAAUGCUUCCACGUCGAGGCUUGCCAGCGGCACUUUAUCACACAAAGGGAAACAAGCGGCCAAGGACGACGAGACAGCGAAUGAGGAGCAAGGCACAAGGACACCGGAGCAGACAGCCUCAGCACCCAACAUGCUGGCGCCGUCCAUGCUGGCUUCGCGAUAUACCUCGGUGGCGCCUUCACGACAAGGCGGUGGAAGCGUAGGCAAUGUCUCGUCAUAUGGUACCAGCUCGCGCGGCGCUGGCAGUGGCAGUCGAGCUGGCGGCAGCAGCGCGCCUCGAGCUACAUUCCAAGCCAGGUUGCUCCGUGCUGAACGCAUGCCUUCGCGACCUUCGACGCCUCCUGCAGCGGGCGAAGAUGAGUCUUCCGACUCGGCGACCGCCAACACGACACCUUCCGACCGAGCUGGCUGGACAGGCGGCGACAAAUUUGGACGAGGCGCGUAUCGUCUAGCACAGGAAUGGUCCGAAGAGCUCGAGUCGGACAAGUUCCAGGAUGCCCUGUCCAACAGUGGCGUCACCACGCCCGUCACUUGGACCUGGUCUAGGUAG